Molecule: messenger RNA, 681 nt
Organism: Penicillium brasilianum
Lineage: Eukaryota; Fungi; Ascomycota; Eurotiomycetes; Eurotiales; Aspergillaceae
Source: the annotation of a GenBank genome assembly
AUGAAGUUCUCCGGCUUUGCUGCUUUGGGCUUGAUGGGCUGCGCCCUCGCCCUGCCCCAUGGCUCUCACCCGAAUGACGGCCCCACGCCCACCGGCCUCCCAGCUGGUUCGGGUCUUCCCCCUUCGCCGCCCAGCGCCGGCGACUUCGAGAAGCGCCAGUUUGGCUCCUCCCCAGAGCCCUCUGGUGGCCCCGGCUUCCCCGGCGGCCCUCCUCCUUCCGGCACCCCUUCGGGCUUCCCAGAGCCCUCUGGUAGCUUCGGCGGCUUCGAGCGUCGCCAGGACUUUGGCUUCCCUACUGGCCUGCCUUCUGGAUUCCCUACCGGCUUGCCUUCUGGCUUCCCUACCAGCCUGCCUUCUGGCUUCCCCGGUUCCGGUGGCUUUGGUGGAAUCGAAAAGCGCCAGUUUGCAGAGCCUAGUGGUGCUGCUCCUUCUGGUGCUGCUCCCUCUGGUGCUGCUCCCUCUGGUGCUGCUACUGGCUUCCCUCAGCCCAGUGGUAGCUUACCCAGUGCUUCUGGUGUUCCGUUCGGCUUCCCGCCGUCUGAACAUUCUUUCGCUGAACGUGGAGACGAACCUGAUUCUUUCCCCAAACCCAGCGGUGCUGCCCCUUCGGGUCCUGCUCCUUCGGGCCCACUUCCACCUGGCGCUGCUCCCUCAGGCCCUCUCCCAACUGGUCGCUUUUAA